AUGAACCCCGCAAAAGAACGCGAAGACAUUCAUGCAAAUAAUGAGGUCGUUGAGUUAAUCCGAGUCGAAAAAGAGGUACAAGAUGAAGCUUGUGACAAUCUGGUCAAUGAUCCUUGUUGGGACAAAUUGGUAGAAUUAAUCAAGAUUGCGGACGAGGCUCCUGUGAGGGAUCGGGACAACAAGGCUGAUCUAGACGACAAUACUUUUCAUGAUUUUAGUGAUGCUUGUCGGGUAGAGGUUGGAAUGAGAUUUGACGACAAGGCUCUUGUAAGUAGCCCAGACGAUGAGCCUAUUGAAAAUUCCUGCCAAGGAAAAAUUGGCGCCAAUGCUAAUGGAAGCAAUGGCUUGUAG
Bacidia gigantensis is the source of this 351-nucleotide messenger RNA. RefSeq lists its product as uncharacterized. The transcript has 2 exons. Lineage: Eukaryota; Fungi; Ascomycota; Lecanoromycetes; Lecanorales; Ramalinaceae. The record is from RefSeq and is a predicted model, not a curated record. The coding region runs from base 1 to 351 and encodes 116 amino acids.